Messenger RNA from Mus caroli (Ryukyu mouse), 2822 nucleotides. The record is from RefSeq and is a predicted model, not a curated record. NCBI's taxonomy places the organism in Eukaryota, Metazoa, Chordata, Mammalia, Rodentia, Muridae.
GUCCUCUUGUGCUCAUUCCCUCUUACUGUGUCUCAGCCUUUUCCUCCAAGUGGCUCUAACCCCUGGGGUUGUGCCCCGCGCGCUGCAACCCCAUUGGCGCAGCCAAGGGCCAGUUAUGUUUCCUUAUACUGGUCCUUUUAUCCCGCGGCAAGUUUGCCGUCUUUUGGACAAGACAGAGAUGCCGACUUCAACCCCACAGGAGGGCAGCCAUUUUGGGGGGUGCUGAUGGAUACCUGCGGGGUCGGCUAUGUUGCCCUGGGGGAGGCCGACCCCGUGGGGAGCAUGAUUGUGGUAGACUCUCCUGGACAAGAAGAACUAAGCCAGGAUGUCAAGGCUUCCUCAGAAAUGUCCGGUGUGGAGGCUUCCAUUGAGAUGUCACUACCUCCUCCUUUGCCUGGAUUUGAGGAUUCUUCUGACAAGAGGAGGCUUCCUCCAGAUCAGGAAAGCCUCAACAGGUUGGAACAGCAAGAUAUUUCUUCAGAGAUGUCAAAGGUCUCAAACACUAGGGCCUCAAAGCCUUCCGGGAGGAGAGGUGGUAGGACAGCAAGAGGCGCUAAAAGGCCUCAGCAACGUAAACCUCCAUCUACCCCUCUGGUUCCUGGUCUCUUAGAUCAGUCCAACCCUCUGUCCACCCCCAUGCCUAAGAAACGAAGUCAAAAGUCCAAGGGAGACCUGCUACUAUUGAAGUUGUCCAAAGGCCUAGAUCAGCCAGAGUCUCCACAUCCAAAGAGGCCCCCCGAGGACUUUGAGACCCCUUCUGGGGAACGACCCCGCCGAAGGGCUGCCCAAGUGGCACUUCUAUACCUUCAGGAACUAGCUGAAGAGCUCUCCACAGCCCUGCCUGCACCGCCACUGUCUGGUCCUAAGAGUCCCAAGGUGAGCAGCCCCACGAAGCCGAAGAAGACCCGGCAAGCAUCCUCUCAGGGUGAAGAAGACAGAAGCACUCGGGAUGAAGACUUUGUUCUCCAGGUCGAGGGUGAAGAUGAAGAAGAAAGUGAGGCCCCAAGUGAAAACUCGUCUGAUCCGGAGCCUGUUGCACCCCGAAGCACCCCACGAGGACCUGCUGCAGGGAAACAGAAACCACAUUGCCGGGGCAUGGCUCCCAAUGGCUUACCCAAUUACAUCAUGGCUCCUGUUUGGAAGUGCCUCCACCUCACUAAGGACCUCCGAGAACAGCACCAUUCAUUCUGGGAGUUUGCUGAGUGGAUUCCAGUAGCCUGGAAGUGGCAGUUGUUAUCUGAACUUGAAGCGGCUCCCUACUUGCCCCAGGAGGAGAAGUCUCCCCUGUUUUCUGUACAAAGGGAAGGGAUUCCUGAGGAUGGCACGAUCUACCGAAUAAACAGAUUUAGCUCGAUCACAGCACAUCCAGAGCGCUGGGAUGUGUCCUUCUUCACAGGGGGACCACUCUGGGCUCUGGACUGGUGCCCAGUGCCUGAAGGGUCAGCAGCUUCACAGUAUGUGGCCCUUUUCUCCAGCCCUGACAUGAAUGAGACACACCCACUGAGCCAGCUUCAUUCAGGCCCUGGGCUGCUGCAGCUCUGGGGUCUUGGGACAUUGCAGCAAGAAAGCUGUCCUGGCAACAGGGCCCACUUUGUCUAUGGGAUUGCUUGUGACAGUGGCUUAUACUGGGACCUCAAGUUCUGCCCCAGUGGGGCAUGGGAACAUCCAGAAACCCUUCGGAAGGCUCCUCUCCUGCCUCGCCUGGGUCUCUUGGCUCUGGCCUGCUCAGAUGGGAAGGUACUGCUGUUCAGCCUGCCGCAUCCUGAGGCCCUCCUGGCACAGCAGCCUCCAGAUGCUAUGAAGCCUGCCAUCUACAAGGUCCAGUGUUUGGCAACUCUUCAGGUAGGGUCUGUGCAAGCUUCAGACCCCUCUGAGUGUGGUCAGUGCCUUAGCCUGGCUUGGAUGCCUACCAGGCCUCACCACCACCUGGCUGCUGGAUACUAUAAUGGUAAAAACAAAACAGAGACCUGUUGCUCUUUAAGCUUUACAUAUGCUUGGGUUUGGAUGGUGCUUACUUUGCAUGGCCUAAGCCCAAUCCCCACGGAAGACCAAGACUACUCCUCGACUUCCUCUGAGACCCCCAAUCCUCCCAAAGCGAGAACCUACACUGAAACCAUCAACCAUCACUACUUGCUCUUUCAAGAUACAGAUCUGAGUUCCUUCCACAAUCUGCUUCGUAGAGAACCAAUGCUUCGCAUGCAGGAAGGAGAGGGACAUUCUCAGCUUUGCCUUGACAGGCUGCAGCUUGAAGCUAUUCACAAGGUACGCUUCAGCCCAAACCUGGACUCCUAUGGAUGGCUGGUAUCUGGGGGGCAGUCAGGGUUGGUUCGGAUCCAUUUUGUUCGUGGACUCACCUCCCCGCUGGCCCACCGUGUACAGCUUGAAAGCCGAGCCAACUUCAAUGCUAUGUUCCAACCAUCCUUUCCAACUGAAGGGCCUGGUUUCUCUCCAAGCAGCCAUUGCCUUCUCCCCAAUCCCUANUCUGGUCCACACAGAACUCUUGGAUUGAAGUCUGCCAAGAACAAAUGGCGCCCAUGCAUAGAGCAUAGGACCUGGGCCCUUCCUGGACAGUGAUGGUGCCAGGCCUAAAUCUUUAGGCCUACAUGCCCCAAACUCCUUAAAUCCCUCUCCUUCCACAGACUUCUAUGGUCACAGCUCCCUGCAGGUAGGGGGGCUUCCCCUCCACAACAAUUCCUAUGCCUAAAACCAUGGCUCACAAGAAACACUCAGGCCAAACCUAGGCUUGGGAGUCAAAUUGCUCAUAUUGAGCAUAUUGUGAAGGAGGUAAAGCUAAGUAAAGGUACUGGGUGUUUUUGAGAGCA